Molecule: messenger RNA, 984 nt
Organism: Adineta steineri
Lineage: Eukaryota; Metazoa; Rotifera; Eurotatoria; Adinetida; Adinetidae
Source: the annotation of a GenBank genome assembly
AUGGAUUCAUCUGAUGAUCUUCUUGAUGAACGUAAACAACGAAAAUUAGCACAAAUGUCAAGACGUGAUGAAGAACGUAAAUUAGAUCUUCAAACAAAACAAGACGAACGAAAAUUAACAACAUCAACGAAUGUUGGACGAAAAUUUUUCGAACAAGAAUAUCCUCAAAUGAAAAGUGAAGUUGAAGAUUUAUUUAGUAAACUAUCCGUAAAUCAUGAUGCAAAUUCAAUUCAAGAAUUAGCUGAUCGUUUACAGAAAAUGGAAAAAUUUAUUACGGAACAUGUUGAUAUAUUAAGUUCACGUGAUAUUGCUAAUGCACAAAGUGAUGUUAUGAAACUUCGUACUCAAUUAAAUUCUUUACAAGAUCGUAGUCUUUCAACAACACAUCGUGUUGAUUUUACAAAAUCGAAUGAUGAAAAUUCCAAACAAGAACAAGAAAUAUCAAAUUUAGUAACGCCUUCAUCCAAUAUAAUUGUAUCAUCAAAUACAAUAAAUAUUUCAAAUAAAAAUAAUGAAUUAAUACGUUUCGAAUCUUCUGAACUUAAUGGAAAAGAUGUUGCAAUUGAAAAUUUAAAACAAUGUGAAAUAUUUCUUAAAGGUAUUCCAUCAUCAUUACAAAUUAAAAAUCUUCAUGCAUGUAUACUUAUUGUUGGUCCAUGUUCACGUUCUGUAAUGAUUGAUCAAUGUCAACAAUGUGAAUUUGCUUUAGCAUCUCAACAAUUACGUAUUCAUACAAGUACAGAAUGUGAUUUUUAUGUUCAUAUAACAGCUCAUCCAAUUAUUGAAGAUUGUAAUAAUUUAAGAUUUGCACCUUAUAAUGUUAAAUAUAAUUCAAAAGAUGAACAUGUUAAAGAAAGUGGUUUAUUAUGGACAAAAGAUUAUUGGAAUGAUGUACGAGAUUUUAAUCAUAUGAUACCUGGAAUGGUUUCACCAAAUUGGGAAAUAAUUGCAGAAGAAGAAAGAAAAGAAUGGUCAUUGGAUUAA